UCGGUAGCCCAAGCCACCCUCAGUACCAGUACCUAGUAGAGUGGAGUGGUAGAGACAUACCUGCAGAGAGAGAGACAGCAGAGUAGUAGAGUAUCUAGUAGAGAUUAGUAGGGUAUUGCUUUACUUUACUCUCUUUGCUACGAGUACUAUUACUCCGGAGUCUACUCUUAGUUACUCUACCUAGUAGUUUUAGUUACUCUCUUCUGUUGUACUGGAGACUGGAGAUUGGUACUCUACUCACUCUACUCACUCCCCCAAGUAAUUGCUACAGUGCUACUGCUACUACUGCUGGUAGUACGAGUAGUUAUUCAUAUUACCUGUCCGCCAUUAUGGACCCUCAUCAGCCAUCUUCCGCCAUUCAGCACAUCGCUACCGCCGUACACGAAGAACAACACCGCCCGGCAUCGAAGCUUCGAAAGAAGCCCAAACAACCUCCACCAGUCGCAUUUCACAACAAGACGCACCAAACGACCCUGCGCCGGGCUCCCUCCGCCCCGUCAUAUCCUUCCUUCUCUUCUGCUCAUUCUUCUGCUGCUGCCACCGCUGCUGCAUCUCUAUUAUCACCGUCGGCAGUGGGUUCAGGAUCAGGAUUGGGAUCGGGUUCAGGCGCGAAUCGCUCUCCAGACUUGCUUGGCGGCUCCUCAUCACCGUCGUCGUCUUCCUCUUACUCCUACUUCACCGGCCCCGUCAAACCACCUACCCGUUCACCCUCCCUUCACCACCAACCCUCUCGUUCACCCGUUCACGAUGCAAAACGGACAAUAGGCGGCGGCUUCUCUGUUGUCUCCUCUGGCUUCACAAAACCUUUCUCUGCCGCCGGCUUCUCCUCCACCUCCACCUCCUCCACCUCUGCCAACAACAACAACAACAACUACUCCACCACAUCAUCCUCCUCCGCCAAUACCAGCAGCACAACCAUCAACGUCAAUAACGAUACCCUCUCUCUUAAGCGACCCACCCCCGAGCUCAUCGGCCAGCCCUUCGAUUCGGCCGCCAUCAUCAACUCUGCCAACGCAACCACGACCCCGUCUCCCACCGUACCCACUCCCACCUCCACCACCUCUCACCACCCGCCACGUCCACCCAUCAUACAACACUCCCUCACCUCCGACCCUCCCAAGAAGUUCAAGAAAUCUCCCUCCCUCCGCCAGUCGGCCAGCUUCACGGCUCUCGCGCGUACCAUGGACACAAUCACCCCACCUCGCUCGACCGACAGCGGCAGUGGCAGUGGCACAAAGAGCCCUCGACAGCGAUACAGCGAUGAGGUCAAGAACAGAAAGUCCGAUGGCGGAAAGAAGAAGGGCACAUUCUCUAGCUUCGUGAACAGCAUGCUGGGUUCGCCGCGAAGGCCCACAAUCUCUACGCCCACGAACCCUAUGCACGUCACCCACGUCAGCAUCGACAACGAGACUGGUGAAUACACGGGCCUUCCGAAGGAAUGGCAGCGCAUGUUACAACAGAAUGGUAUCUCGGAGCAGGAACAGAAGCAGCACCCCCAGGCUGUCAUGGAUGUCGUCAACUUCUACAAAGACAAUGCAGAGAAGAGCGGCGAGGACGCGAUAUGGGACAAGAUGGGCCCAGUGCACUCUCAAAGCUACACAUAUCAAACGAGCCUCGGCAGCCAACAACCACCACAAGCCCAGCAGCAGCAGCAACAGCAGCAAACGCAACAAUACGGCCAACCCCUCCUCAGCCCGCCCCAGAGCCCGCGCUUCCCCCGCAACGACCUGGAUAGCUUCGAGAACCCCCGCGCCCCUCCCCCGAUUCCUCGCAGUCACACUUCGCCGGGCGUCACGUCUCCGGCUUCACCUCCGAUCAAUGGUGCGCUCGUACCGAACAGGCCAGCUCCACGGCCACCGCCUUCAGGAAGCGCUACAAAUCUUGUACCUGCUCGGGCAGCCCCUUCUGCCCCCGGCACGGUGACCCAGCAGCCAGUCUCGCAAUCGCCCUUGGUGCAGAGCCCCCAGAACGAGUUCCCACACGUUGCAUAUCCCACCUCGACGAUCACAGAACAUCCUCAGCCGCAGGGUCCCUCUUCCGCUCCUCGAAGCAGAGCCAACACCACCGGAGGCACUCCGCCCCGGUUCGACUCUCCAUCAAAUGCCACUCCCAUGUCGCCCGCGCAGCAGUACCAGCAGCAGCAGGCCCAGGCAAUGAUGGCCGCCCAGCACUCGAUGAACGCGAAGCCAGCUCAGCAACCCCCUCACCUCGGACGAAGCGUGAGCCAACGGGCUCCUCAACCGCACCAGCUCGCACCAGCCGCACCGGCACCAUCGCAGCCCUCGCCCCAGCAGCAAUUUGCUCAACAGAUCGACCCACAGAACAUCCCGCUUCCCUCGCAGCAGGCGCGCGUGGGCCCAGCACCCCGACCGCGCCAGCGACCCCGGCAGAGCCAAGGCCCGGACAUCGUGGCCAAGCUCAAUGCCAUAUGCACCAACGCAGACCCGACGCAGAUGUACCGCAAUCUCAAUAAGAUUGGCCAGGGUGCGUCUGGCGGCGUCUUCACGGCCUACGAAGUCUCGACAAACAAAUGCGUCGCCAUCAAGCAAAUGAACCUGGAGCAGCAACCCAAGAAGGAUCUAAUCAUUAAUGAAAUUUUGGUCAUGAAGGACAGCAAGCACAAGAACAUUGUCAAUUUCAUGGACAGUUUCUUGGUCCGGGGCGAUCUAUGGGUCGUCAUGGAGUACAUGGAGGGUGGCAGUUUGACAGACGUGGUCACGUUCAACAUCAUGUCAGAAGGGCAGAUCGCGGCUGUGUGUCGUGAAACCCUGAACGGUCUGCAGCAUCUGCACUCGAAGGGAGUCAUCCAUCGAGACAUCAAAUCGGACAAUAUUCUGCUUUCGCUCGAAGGCAACAUCAAACUGACCGACUUUGGUUUCUGCGCACAAAUUAAUGAAAGUCACAACAAGCGAACGACCAUGGUCGGUACGCCAUACUGGAUGGCCCCCGAGGUGGUCACGCGAAAGGAAUAUGGCCGAAAGGUCGACAUCUGGUCGCUGGGCAUCAUGGCCAUCGAGAUGAUCGAAGGCGAGCCACCAUACCUCAACGAAAGCCCUCUCCGCGCACUCUGGCUCAUUGCGACGAACGGAACACCAACGAUCAAGGAUGAGCACCAACUAUCGCCUGUCUUCCGCGACUUCCUACACUUCUCACUGAAGGUGGAUCCGGACAAGCGGGCUAGCGCUCAUGAUCUCCUGGUGCAUCCAUUCAUCCAAACUGCUGAACCGCUGAACACGCUGGCCCCGCUAGUGUUGUCCGCGCGGAAAGCAAGAGCCGAGGAAAGGCGGAAGAAGGGUGGUAUGUGAAGAAUUUCCUAGUCCAUUUUCUUUU
Aaosphaeria arxii CBS 175.79 is the source of this 3330-nucleotide messenger RNA. Its product is annotated as Pkinase-domain-containing protein. Bases 330 to 3305 code for a protein of 991 amino acids. Lineage: Eukaryota; Fungi; Ascomycota; Dothideomycetes; Pleosporales. The record is from RefSeq and is a predicted model, not a curated record. Gene Ontology annotation, biological process: regulation of MAPK cascade; intracellular signal transduction; protein phosphorylation. The transcript is spliced from 4 exons. Gene Ontology annotation, cellular component: cytoplasm. Gene Ontology annotation, molecular function: protein serine/threonine kinase activity; ATP binding.